CCCCGCCCCAUCUCGGCUCCGCUUCCUCGGGAAGCGGCGCCACACACCCCCGACACACCUCCCGGCCGGGCCGGCCAAUCCGCGGCGGGCCUGCGUGACACACACGCCGUCACUUAAGCAGCUUCCACGCGCCGGGCCGGGACAAGGAGAAGGAGGCGAGGCACGACGCGCGGCCACUUUGGAGAGCCGCACCACGGAAAAGAAGCUUGGCGGGGACGGCGACGCCGAGAGCGAGCGAAGGAGCGUGCAGCCAGCCAGCCAACCCCGCUAGCCAGCCAGGCUUGGAAGUAGCCAGCACCGAGGAGCCCAGAAGCAGCAGCAGCGCGGCGGAGCUCGACGGGCACUUGGAGAGACGGAGCGCACGACGAGGGCGCACGGCGCAACGCCAUGGAGUCCGGCGGCGGAAAGAUGACGGCUCAGUUGAUGCUGGCUGUUGGAGGAGCAGUCCUAGGAUCCCUGCAGUUUGGCUACAACACUGGAGUCAUCAACGCCCCACAGAAGGUGAUUGAGGAAUUCUACAACUACACGUGGUACAACCGCUAUGGGGAGUACAUCAGCCGCGGCACCCUCACCACGCUCUGGUCCCUCUCGGUGUCCAUCUUCUCAGUGGGCGGGAUGAUUGGGUCGUUCUCGGUGGGGCUGUUCGUCAACCGCUUUGGACGGCGGAAUUCCAUGCUGAUGUCCAACAGCCUUGCCUUCCUGGCUGCAGCGCUAAUGGGUUUCUCGAAGAUAGCCAGCUCCUUUGAGAUGUUGGUCCUCGGUCGCUUCGUCAUUGGGGUGUAUUCUGGCCUCACCACAGGCUUCGUGCCCAUGUACGUGGGGGAGGUGUCGCCCACGUCCCUUCGGGGGGCUCUGGGGACACUUCACCAGCUGGGCAUCGUCGUAGGCAUCCUCAUAGCGCAGGUGUUUGGCAUGGAUCUGAUCAUGGGGAGCGAUAGCCUGUGGCCGCUCUUGCUGGGGUUCAUCUUUGUUCCUGCCUUGGCGCAAUGCAUCCUGCUGCCCUUUGCCCCAGAGAGUCCCCGCUUCCUUCUUAUCAACCGCAAUGAGGAGAACAAAGCCAAGAGUGUCCUGAAGAAGCUCCGAGGGACGACCGACGUCAGCAGCGACCUCCAGGAAAUGAAGGAGGAGAGCCGGCAGAUGAUGCAGGAGAAGAAAGUCACCAUCCCGGAGCUUUUCCGCUCGCCCAUGUACCGCCAGCCCAUCCUCAUUGCCGUGAUCUUGCAGCUUUCCCAGCAGCUCUCUGGGAUCAAUGCGGUAUUCUACUAUUCAACCAGCAUCUUUGAAAAAUCUGGGGUGCAGCAGCCCGUCUAUGCUACCAUCGGGUCUGGAGUUGUAAACACGGCCUUCACGGUGGUCUCGCUGUUUGUGGUGGAGAGGGCCGGACGGCGGACUCUGCAUCUCGUGGGCCUGGCCGGAAUGGCAGGGUGCGCAGUCCUCAUGACCAUCGCUUUGGCGCUUCUGGAGCAAAUGGCCUGGAUGUCCUACCUCAGCAUCAUUGCCAUCUUUGGCUUUGUGGCGUUUUUCGAGAUCGGCCCGGGCCCCAUUCCGUGGUUCAUCGUGGCGGAGCUCUUCAGCCAAGGCCCCCGGCCUGCAGCCUUCGCUGUGGCUGGCCUCUCGAACUGGACGUCAAACUUCAUUGUGGGGAUGAGCUUUCAGUACAUUGAGGAAGUCUGUGGCCCUUACGUCUUCAUCAUCUUCAUGGUGCUCCUGAUCCUCUUCUUCAUCUUCACCUACUUCAAGGUGCCCGAGACAAAGGGCCGCACCUUUGACGAGAUUGCCUCCGGCUUCCGCCAAGGGGGCGGUGGGCAGAGCGACAACAAGACGCCGGAUGAAUUUCACAGCUUGGGCGCAGACUCCCAAGUCUAAGCCCCGCAGACCCGACCGGCUCCUCCCUUCGCUUCACUUCCUUUGCUGCCUGUUCUUGACGCUUGUAAACAGAAGCCAGGCUCAUGGCGAAGCAGGCGCCGAGGCCUCCUUUCCGGGGCUGCCGCCUGGUUUCCAGGCGACGAACUGACGCCCAGCCCUAGGAACGGUUAGCUGGUUUUUCACGUCCAGGAUUUCAAUGCUGACAAGGUUCGGAAGCCGCGGCUGUGGUUGAGGCCGAGCCUCUUCCGUGGGGCAGCAGUAAGUCCUUCCAGUGACCAGACCCUCACUUUUAUUUUUAGAAGGAAAAAAAAGAACAGCAGGAACACACACUGAGACACACACACACACCUUCCAAGUUUGCAAUAACAGAAGCAGCCCAUUUUAAUCCAAAGACAACUGUUCCGAUUCUGAUUUUAAUGAGACACUUAAAAAAUAAUUGAAGGGGUGUGGGGAGACAGUAGGACUGAUCCAUGAUGACAAAAGAAUUUCCUGCUGGGUUGGGCCCUGAAACGAUUGGGGUUGCUUCUUUUAUCCUUCCCAUAAGGCUGUUACAAAAAGGUUUGAUAUUUUCUUAAAAGGUCAGUGAUUGAGGACCCCUACCCUUUACCACCCAAAUCUAAUUUGCCUCUCUGUCAGUUACCCUUCCUCAGCAGGAGGAGAGAGGUGGCUGCAGCCAGAGGGGCAGCUGCGAGAAGUGAGUCAGUUCAGGAAAAAGCAAGCAUUGCAUUUUUAAUCGUUUUUUGGCUUGGCGGAGCAGAGGCCCUAAAACGCUCAGGCCCGGGAGCUGACUUUUGCAGGGCUGUGCCCCUUUCUGACCCUGUGGUGUGAUAGUGUCUCUUGCUUGUUUGGCUGGGGAGAGGCAUCCAUAUACAUAUACAUAUAUGUGUGUGUAUCCACCUCUGAUUUUGCAUGUCUGAAAGGUAAACUACAAAGAGGAAUGUUUGUUGCUCUGCCCACUUUUGACUCUGGUUGCAUCCAGAACGUGGCCCUCAGCCUGGAAGUUUCCCCACUGUUGCCCUAAAGCUAUCAUGCAGCCAUUUCUUCCCUCUUUAAAAUUGUAGGUGGGGGGAGGGCAAGACCCUUGAGGCCAUUAUGUCAUGGUGAGGGUCUUUUCACCUGUCCUGGCUUGUUCCACAUAGCUUAGCUUUUAGUGGACAACCACAUGUUGGGAUGGGAGGGAAACAAAGCAGACAUAACCCAGGGUUUCCCUGUUCAGCCCUAACACCCUCCCUCCUUACUGCUUCCCCACCCUAUGAGGAGAGUCCAGCUGGAUCAGGCCCAAAGGUCUAUCUGAUCAUUAAAUACCCUGUAUUCAAAUGGUGACAAAUGAGCUGCCUCUACUGAGGUCACAAGGGGCGGGCGUGAAGUUGACAAGCACCCCGCUUGCUUUUUGCCCGCCUCUGCUGUUCAAAGGUAGACUGCUCUUGAAGAUGGAGGUUCCACUAACCAGUAGCCAUGGAAACAGAAGCCUGGAAAGGACCUCCUCUCUUGUCUAAAUUCCUUUUAGAGCCCUCUAAGCCAGCCAGUGGCCACGGCUGUUCCUUCUGCCAGCAAAUUCCAGACAUUUAAUGACAUGCGGUGUGACAAAUGCCUUGGAAAUGGGGGCAGGAAUCCAAAAGAACACCCCGAACCUCACAUAUUGAUCUCCUUUCACCAAAAGGCUCCAUAAAGACACAGUUCUAUUGUGUCUGCCUCAGAGGGCCUCUGGCAAGCUCCUCUCCUCUCCCUUAGCACCCUGGACUCACUGAAAUGACAGAGACUCAGUGAAAAUGGCUGCACACAUUUCCUGCUUACUGUGUAUAGACUGGAAAAUAUUUAUAUUAUAUAUAUAUAUAUAUAUGUAUUUUAUUUUGUUCCACCGUGUUAAUAGAGCACUAAGUUAUAGUGUGGUUUCAGAUGGACAAGCAACUUUACUGUAAAUAAAUAUAUGAUAAAACAGAUCUUAGGUCCUCUAGCAAGAGUCGUAUUUGACUAAGAUGACUGUUUGUUUUGUUUGUAUAGAUAAAAUUAAUAUGCACUGUAGUGGCAUCUGAAUGCACUGACAUUUUAGACCUUCCUCCAUAUAGUCAACUACCCCAAGCCCUUAAAGGACCCUGAGCAAGUGUGUUUUUUGGAUAGAAGCUCUUGGCAGGUUUGCAAAAAAUCUAAGAGAGAAAAUGGACACACAGCUAUUUAAAAAUAAGUAUUUUUAAAAUUUAUUUUUCUGUUUUUAAAUUGAAGACACGUCCACACUUGGAAAAAAAAGGACAAUAUGUUUUUAGGAAUUGCAAAGAAAAUGAAAUGUUAACUUUUUGCAUUUGCUGUGUAUGGUGUGAUGUCAGAAUGAACUCCUUUCUAAAGUGCCAAUGGUUAAGGGGUGGGAGGGUAAAGAGAAGAAAAAAAGACACACAGAAAGGAGAACCUUGUAUGGACAGAAUAAAUGAAAUGAGCGUUUGAGAACCCU
Molecule: messenger RNA, 4309 nt
Organism: Podarcis muralis (Common wall lizard)
Lineage: Eukaryota; Metazoa; Chordata; Lepidosauria; Squamata; Lacertidae
Source: RefSeq, a predicted model, not a curated record